Messenger RNA from Rotaria sp. Silwood2, 609 nucleotides. NCBI's taxonomy places the organism in Eukaryota, Metazoa, Rotifera, Eurotatoria, Philodinida, Philodinidae. The record is from the annotation of a GenBank genome assembly.
AUGGUAACAGAACCAGCUGUUCCAUCUCUCUGGUUUAUGGAACCAUCGGAUGAUAACCAAACAACUGCUAGUAGAUUAGCAACAAUUGAUAAUCGUUCAUUACUUUUAUGUUAUCCACAUAGUUCAUUAUAUAAAGCUGAAGUAUUGAUUGAUGGACAUUUAAAAAAAAAUUGGAAUACAUGUUGGACAAAAGUUGUUGCUGUAAAUGAAAUCAUUAUUGGCUUACUUAUAUUUGUUAUUGGUAUACUUAUAGUUCUUUUUCAAUUAUCACUUUCAUCAACAGCUCAUGGUAUAUGGACAGGUGCUUUAGCAUUUAUUGCAGGACUAUUUGCUUUUUUUACAAUUAUCUAUCGUCGUCAUCGAUUCUUUCUUAUCGUUGCUAGUAUUCAUAUUAUAACUGGUUUAGCAUCAACAAUUUUAAUUUUUAUUUCCGUUUUUGCUAUUGCAUUACAAAUGAAUAAUAAGAAUUCAAAUUUUACAAUAAAUAUUAAUGAUCGUCAACUUAACUAUGGUUUACAUAUUACACUUAUUAUUUUAGGUAUUUAUGAAAAACUGUUAUGCUAUACAUUCUUAAUAAUGAUCAUUCAACACACGCACAAGACGGUCUAA